Hylaeus anthracinus is the source of this 4871-nucleotide messenger RNA. RefSeq names its product pyridoxine/pyridoxamine 5'-phosphate oxidase. The coding region runs from base 3032 to 3763 and encodes 243 amino acids. The record is from RefSeq and is a predicted model, not a curated record. Lineage: Eukaryota; Metazoa; Arthropoda; Insecta; Hymenoptera; Colletidae. The transcript has 9 exons. Gene Ontology annotation, biological process: pyridoxal 5'-phosphate biosynthetic process; pyridoxine biosynthetic process. Gene Ontology annotation, molecular function: pyridoxamine phosphate oxidase activity; FMN binding.
UUUUAAUUUUCAUAAAUCUUGUAACAUUGUAGAUUGGUGAAAAAUUGAACACCAAGGACAUCAUAUCUUACAAAUACUUUCAAAAAUUUCAUUUUAUUCAAAUUUCAUGAUUAUAAGAAUAACUAGUAUGGUUUUAAAAAUAACCAAUUCGCAUUCGAGAAGGAAUAUAACUUAGGUAAAAGUUGGACAGUUUUAACUGUAAUUAUUUGGCCAGGAAUUAAUUUUGAAAAGUUGACGUAUGUAAAACAUAUGCAAGUGAUCGAAUAAAUCAGGAACAUAUCAGAACUCAGAACCAGAAUCGAAAAAGUCGAUACGAUAAAUAUUAAUUACGUAACUGAAAUCUGCUAUCUGUACUUGCGAUAUGAUACGAUACAAUACAAUGGCGUAGCAACUAUUUUCUCAAUACAAAUUACACGAUAAACUUGUUAAACUUCUGAUUGUUAACCAUAUUUUACAAAAUAAAAUACCAAUUCAAAGGGAUAAAAACCACGCCGACUUGGUGUAUCGAUGUAACCAUGCGAACAUUAAUUUUGUAAGGGAAAUAGAAAUUACAGAAAUUUUGUUUUUUAACACCUUACAACAUUGCGCGGUAUGCAGACGAUAUAGCAAUAAUCACUCAGAACAGAAAAAUAGAACAAACAGUUAAAAACCUAGAGGAAGAUCUGAAAAAUUUAGGAGAAUUCAUAAAUACAAGGAAAUUAGAAAUUUCAAAAGAAAAAUCUAAAAUACUGUUUUUUUGAAAAACAAUCUAAUGAUAAUAAAAUCAAAGCGGAAAAAGACAAUGAGAUCAUUUUGACGAAGUGGAAAAGAAAAUCAAGAAAAGGCUGAACAUAAUCAGAUUUCUGUGUCAUGGAGAAAAAGGAAUUCUACAGAACCAAGCAUUGAUGAUGGCUAGAGCCUUAUUAACAUCAGUCAUAGAAUACGGCGCAGCAGUCUACAUGAAUGGAUGCAAGCAAGAAAGAAUCAGAAAAAUAGAAACAAAGGCUAUCAGGGCAGCAAUAGGAUAUCGAAUGACAACACCCCUUAACGUAAUAUAUACCGAAGGAGGAUGGACAGGGAUCGAUUAUUUAGCCAGUAAAUACUGGAUUACGCAGAUGAAAAAAGACACAGAAGGAGUAAACUAAACAUCGCAACCACUGUUUCAGAAGAAGCAUUUUAAAGAAAGUGGUAAAGGAAAGACGAAUUACUUGUUAGAAACUGUAUGGGAGAAAGAAUAGAAAACAAACUAAUCUUCUAUCAAAAGACGGGGAGAUUAUUUCCACAAGACUCGAUUCCGAAAUCACGGAUUAUAGACAUAUUUAGACAUAUUCAUGAAAUACAAGAAGCAAAUACUGUGAUAAUAUAUUCGGAUGGAAGUAAGAUUCCCACUUCACAAUCUAACAGAAUAGGAUUAGUUGUAGUUAAAAAUGGAGAAAGAACAAUAGAAGGAAUAGCAAUAUCAGCAUUGCAAAAUAUUAAUGAGAAUUUCAAAGAAAUCGUUGACAAUCCAUGGACAUACAAAACGUGGAAGUUAGCAAAUAGGAAAAACACUAGAAAAUUAAUAAUAGGACGGAUUCCGAGGCACAUUAAUAUCAUAGGAAACGAACUAGCAGAGCAAAAAGCAAAAAGGCAAACUGAAAGGGUCCAUGAUACACAAUACAAAGUCCCAGCAAAAGAUAUUUUAGUAGAUCUAAAAGAAGAAUUUUGGAAUAAGUUCAAAGAAAAGGGAAUGGAAAUAGGAAGAGAGAAGGAAGCUCUCUUUAUGAGAGAAAUAGGACCAAAUCACAAGAGAGCAAGAUAUAAACCUUGGUUUAUAAAAUACAAAAAUAAAUUAGACAGAUCAACAGUAAGGAUGAUUUCAAGGAUCAGGUGUAAUCACUAUAAUCUAAGAGCAUCGCUUGCAUGGAAAGGGAUAGUGGAAGAUUCAACUUGUCCAUGUGGCCAGGAAGAUGAAGACAUAGACCACGUCUUAUUUGAAUGUGGUUUGUACAAUGUUGAACGAAACAUAAUGUAGACAAAACUUCAAAAAGAAAUUGAGAAAGUAGAGGUCAGCAAUCGAGUUAAUAAAAUUACAUAAGGUUAAAGUAUAUAAAACCUUGAACACAUUUUUAAAAGAUAUCAACAAGAUAUUACAAGAAGAACCAACAAAUGGAAAAGGAAGAGUAUCAGAUAAUCAAAAAAAAAGCAAGAAACUGCCAAGCAAUAUAAAGGAAACAUGAUAGAUAUAUAUUGAGUUAGAAGGAGAAAAACAAUAUUUUGUUAAGCAAGAACACUUGAGAAACCAAAACUUAAAAGUAUAAGAAAAGUUCCCAUCAAGAAAAAAAAAAACGAGUAGGAUAAGCUACAUAAAGUAUUAUAUAUGUACAUUUAAAAUAAAUUUGAUUUAUAAAUUUAAAACAAAAAGAGAGCUCAUUAUGAAGACUGAGGAUUAUUAGGUUGUAAGGAAAAAGUAUAUAUCUUAAAAAGUACUAUUUUUGUUUGUUAUACAAGAAAACAUAUAUAUAAUAUACGAGUUACAGUUCCUACAUAAAGUUUAUUAGCAAAGUAUAGGAAAGAGUAUGACAACCUCGACUUACAAAUUAAAAAGUUGUUUGUUUUUGUUUUCAUUAUUGCGGUUAGUCAUAAGAAGGAUAAUAAUUAUAAAAUCAGCCAGUGAGGAUAGAGAUUAAGAAGCAUUUAUGUAAAACGUUUAGAAGAGACAAUGUAAAAAGAGAGCAGCACAUAAUAGUGCGAAGUACUUCUAAGAAUGUACGCACUUUAAUCUAAUAAACAAACAAACAACAUUACGCGCCAUCUUUUGCCAAAUAGGGUUAGAGUCAUAAUAAAGAAAGUAUAUAAAUAACCUCGGAGUUCAUAAAACGUAUUUAUGUUACACGCAUAACUUAAGUAGCACAUUGAUUAAUUGAACGCAUUGUGUUCACUUUUAUCAGUUGACAAAUUUACCAAUCUGACAAAUUUCAUCGCCAUUACAUUUCGUGUUGAUGGCAUGAAACACUCCAGUCAAAUCUCAGCUGCUUCCUAGCCAAACAAUCGAACAGUACUCUAUCCUGUCAUGUCAUCUGUCAAAACUACCACCCAGGAUGUGGACUACAGUGUUGACAUUGGAGGUAUGCGAAUUAAAUAUAAGGAUAAAAGUGAAACUUUUACCGAAGACCGCCUCGAAAGUAAAGAACCUAUCAGUCAAUUCAAAGCAUGGUUCGAUGAAGUCCGUAACAUUCCGCAAAUUUUCGAACCGAACGCUAUGUUCCUGGCAACAGCUACUAAAAAUGGAAUUCCUUCGGUACGAGCUGUUUUGCUCAAAAGUUUUGGCACAGAUGGAUUCAAAUUUUAUACGAAUUACGAAAGCAGGAAGGCUCGCGAAUUGGAUGAGAAUCCUAAUGCAGCGCUAACUUUUUACUGGGAACCUCUAAAUCGAAGUGUACGCAUAGAAGGCAAAGUGGAGAAAACGUCAGUAGAAGAUUCAGACCGUUAUUUUCAAAGCCGACCAUACUCGAAUCAGAUAGGAUCUAUGGCCAGUAAACAAAGUGCUAUAAUAUCAAGUAGACAAACACUCAUUGUAAGAGAAAGGGAAUUGACAGCUCAAUUUCCGGAAGGACAAGUUAAAAGGCCAGAUUGUUGGGGUGGUUAUAACGUCAUUCCACAUUCUGUGGAAUUUUGGCAAGGCCAAAGCGAUCGUUUACAUGACAGAAUACGUUUUAGACGGCCUAAACCUAAUGAAAAAGUUGAUAACAUUCUCAUCCAUCAAGGAGACAACGGAUGGAUUUAUGAAAGAUUAUCUCCAUAGAUAUUAAUAAACAGUCAGAAUUAUUUAUCCUACACAAAUAAAAAGGCAUAAUAUGUAUUUGUCAGAUACAUAAGAAAUAUGGGCAGGUAUGGGUUAGAUCUACAAACAUUGUUUCUUCGAAAUUUUUAGUAUUUCUCGUUGUAAUCCUGAAAUAUAAAUAUAUACAAUUGUUGUUUGUUCUAAACAAUGUUAGAAUAUAUGUUUACAACAUGUACAAAAGAGACUAAGACCACUGACAAUGGAAGAUCGCGAUCCGGACGAGCGCUUUUUGAACGAGACCGGGCUCAAAUGAUGGGGGCUGAUGGGCAAAAAAGAGUGCAAAACAUUAGAGGUAUCUGGCCAGCCAUUUUUAUAAAAAAUGGCUUUAAACAUUUACAGGUCACUAGAUAUACGAAAACAUUCAAAUUCUUAGCAGAAGCUGUUGUAGCUGCGAGCGUUACGCCGCAGGUUCAUAUUCUAAAGUUCGUGGGUACAAGACUCUCAGUAAUAGAAAAUUUUUUUUGUCUACUUCUUUAUUUCUAUUUCUUAUUCCUUUUUUUACUUACUGCUAUAUAAAUAAUAUAUAAGAAUUAUAAAGUAUAGGAUGUUGACUACAAUUUUUAAUAAUACGUUUUUUAUUAAUAAUAAUAUUAAUAAUAAUAAUAAUAUUGAUAAUAAUUUAUUAAUGAUAAAUACGCCACAUCCCAUACAUGGGAUGAUUACUACUAUUGUAUUAUGUAUUGCAUGUACACAUUAUAAUAUUAUGUUCACAUCUAUAUUAUUUGCAAUUUCUGCGCACAUAUAUAUUCAGUAGCCAAAUACAUCAUUAUUAAAAAACGAAUUUUAUUUUAAUAAACGCUUUAUCCACACUUAUUAUUCAUAAAAAAUAAGUUAAUUAAUAAAAAACGUGUUAUUACAAAUUGUAGCAACAUCCUAUACUUUAUAAUUCUUAUACAUUAUUUAUAUAGCAGUGAGUAUUAUAAUUCUUAAAUAUUAUUUAUGUAGCAGUGAGUAAAAAAAGGAAUAAGAAAUAGAAAUGCAGUUGGAAAAAAAAAAUUUCCAUUGCAGAGUCUCCAACCCACAACCUUUAGAACAUGAACCUGCGGCGUAACGCUCGCAGCUACAACAG